This is a messenger RNA of Argiope bruennichi, 535 nucleotides long. RefSeq lists its product as uncharacterized. The transcript is spliced from 3 exons. The coding region runs from base 78 to 476 and encodes 132 amino acids. Lineage: Eukaryota; Metazoa; Arthropoda; Arachnida; Araneae; Araneidae. The record is from RefSeq and is a predicted model, not a curated record.
GUAAAUUGUCUCUUGGAUAUUACAUUUAAAAGAAACCUUCUGGUUCUUGUAUCAAGUUGUCUCAGUUUUGCUGCAUCAUGAGAUCUUUAAUUGUCUUCAUUGCCAUCUUUGCCUUAUGUUCAACGGCUCAAGGUAUGCUUGGCUUGGAAUACGGAGCUGGUCUUGAAAAACUUAAAGGACUUUAUGGUUUAGAAUUAAAGAAACUUGGAGCUGAGAAGGCGAUAGCAUGGCCAUACCUGUAUUAUUAUCCACUUCUUAUUAAGGAGAAAGAGCAUGAGAUUGGCUUUGGAAAAGAGCUGGGUCUUGAAAAAUCGGCACAUGAGACCAGCAUUGGAAAAGAGCUAGGUCUUGAAAAAUUGGCACAUGAGAUCAGUAUUGGGAAAGAGCUAGGUCUUGAAAAAUUGGCCCAUGAGAUCGUUUUUGGGAAAGAGUUAGGUACUGAGAAAGGUUUGGAAUACGGAAAGAAAUUUUAUUAAGAAUAUAAGAUGCAGUUGAGAUUCCGAAGCUCAAAUGAAAUAUUCUUUCACAACCUGAG